CAGGGACUCGCGGGAAUCGCGCCCCGCUGCCGGAGCUCGCCCUUCGCCCCUGCGCUGCGCGGACCGCGGCCACAGCCGGACUGGUGGGGACGGCGGCAACAGACGAAUUGGCUGACAGUCUCAGUCCUCAGAGUAGCCCCUGCCUUGAGGCGGUGGCGUCCGAGUCCUCUCGUCCGGGAGCUAGGACAGGUGCCGCGCCGGGGGCCCUCCAGGGACCGCGCUGAGGCCGCGGACGCGGCCCGCCCCGCCCCGGCCCGCCGCGCCGCCCGCCGAGCCCAGCCUCCUUGCCGUAGGGGCGUCCUCGGGCCCAGGGCCGCGGAGCUGAUGCGCUCCCGCUGAGCGUCCCCGGCCGGCCAUGGCCGCGCUCCCCGGCCCGCUCUGGCUGCUGGGCCUGGCGCUGUGCGCGAUGGGCGGGGGCGGCCCCGGCCUACGACCCCCGCCUGGUUGUCCCCAGAGAUGUCUGGGCGCGAGCGAGCGCCGGGAGGUGCAGCGCGAGAUCCUGUCCGUGCUUGGGCUGCCUGGGCGGCCCCGGCUCCGCGCGGCACCCGCCGGCCCCCGGCUGCACGCGUCCGCGCCGCUCUUCAUGCUGGACCUGUACCACGCCAUGGCCGGCGACGACGACAAGGACGACGCGCCCGCGGAGCGGCGUCUGGGCCGCGCCGACCUGGUCAUGAGCUUCGUCAACAUGGUGGAGCGAGAUCAUGCCCUGGGCCAGCAGGAGCCCCAUUGGAAGGAGUUCCGCUUUGACUUGACCCAGAUCCCAGAUGGGGAGGCGGUCACAGCUGCGGAGUUCCGGAUUUACAAGGUGCCCAGCAUCCACCUGCUCAACAGGACCCUCCACGUCAGCAUGUUCCAGGUGGUCCAGGAGCAGUCCAACAGGGAGUCUGACUUGUUGUUUUUGGAUCUUCAGACGCUCCGAGCUGGGGACGAGGGCUGGCUGGUGCUGGAUGUCACAGCAGCCAGUGACCGCUGGUUGCUGAAGCGUCACAAGGACCUGGGACUCCGCCUCUAUGUGGAGACUGAGGACGGGCACAGCGUGGAUCCUGGCCUGGCCGGCCUGCUGGGUCAACGGGCCCCGCGCUCCCAACAGCCUUUCGUGGUUACUUUCUUCAGGGCCAGUCCGAGUCCCAUCCGCACCCCUCGGGCAGUGAGGCCACUGAGGAGGAGGCAGCCGAAGAAAACCAACGAGCUGCCGCAGGCCAACCGACUCCCAGGGAUCUUUGAUGACGUCCACGGCUCCCACGGGCGGCAGGUCUGCCGUCGGCACGAGCUCUACGUCAGCUUCCAGGACCUUGGCUGGCUGGACUGGGUCAUCGCCCCCCAAGGCUACUCGGCCUAUUACUGUGAGGGGGAGUGCUCCUUCCCGCUGGGCUCCUGCAUGAACGCCACCAACCACGCCAUCCUGCAGUCCCUGGUGCACCUGAUGACACCAGACGCAGUCCCCAAGGCAUGCUGUGCGCCCACCAAGCUCAGCGCCACCUCUGUGCUUUACUAUGACAGCAGCAACAACGUCAUCCUGCGGAAGCACCGCAACAUGGUGGUCAAGGCCUGCGGCUGCCACUGAGCCCACCCGCCUGCCCGGUCCUGCUGCAGCCGCCCUUCUCAUCUGGAUCGGGCCCCUCAGAAGCAGGAAACCCUCAAACCCAGCCAGACCCCAGGCCGGGGCAUUGCCAGGGAGGACCCUCACAAUCAUGUCCAUGACCCUUUCUCCUUCAUGCCAGGCUCCUAUGCUCCCCUUGCCCUGCCAGGCGUUUGUGUGACUGUCCUGUCUACAGCGCAGGUGGUCUCAAUCAUCAGGCAGUGUUCUACCCAAACCCCUCCCCCGAAGGCAUGUCCUGGCCGGUUCUUCAGGGUUGGCACAGAAGUCCUGUCUGAGGUCCUAUCCAUGCCCCUUACUGGCCCAGGUCGUGAGACAGAUGUGGAAUGACCUGGGAGGCACCUGGAGCCCACUGUUGGCCACCUUGAGCUCUUCACCAUCCAUCACAGGGUGUGGUAUGUGUAGUCAGGGUCUGGUUGGCUCCCCAUUGCCUGCCCCUCCGAGGUGCAAGGCUGGGUUUAAAACUGGACAUCCCCUAAAGUAUUGUAUAUUCAUAGAUCUGAAGCACUGAUCCACUGGCCACAGGUAGGCAUGUGGAGUCAACUCAAGAAAAAGCUGAGUGAACAGCUUUUUUUUUCUGAGUGAACAGAAAAGCCAAUGGCAUUUAUCUUCCCUUGUCUUCCUGCUUUGCAUCUGCCUCUGCCAUCUAGGAAAGCCAUAUAAGUGCAUGGACAUUUUGUUUCAGAGAAACAGAAAAAUCUUGGGGCUUCCAAUUGACCCAUCUAUCUGCCACCAUGUUGCCCCAUCAGGAGCUCAGCUCUGUGGAGUUUUCCCUUUGCUAAGCAAGCAUGAGGUUGCAUUGGGUGGCCCAGGAUGACAAUGCACAGCACAGAUGCCAUCAUUUCCCUUUCCUCUGCAUGGCAGACAUCAAUAUCAAUCUGGAAUGUUUUUCUUCCAAAUCUGAAUGGAAUUUUCAAAUGGUCAGCACAGCCACUGCCAACAGAUACGAUGUAAAGUGAAACCUGGUUGUUAUCUUCUGCCAUGCUGAGGAGCAGUCCAUCCUCGCCGAGCAUGUAUCGGCAACAUGGGCAGCCUGUGGCCAGGUCUGGGGAAAGGCCAGGGGCUAUCAAAAACAGGCUGGUUACCAAAGUCAGUGUCACCCUGGGUGCCCACCAGCACUGUCCUGUGUCUUGGGCCUGUGAGUCAAAGAAAAGGUCCCUGUCCCAGGGAGUGACAGGCAGUAAUUAGGCUGAGUUGGGUGGGGAGGUUUGUCUCAGCCUCUGUUGUUCCCGGAAACCGCUGUCCUCCUUGGAGCAGCCACUGGGAGUUGGAGUGUUUAUUUGAUUUCUGACUUGCUAAGCCUGUAAUUUACCUGCUGGAAUAGACAGAGUCCAGCUGCCCAAACCGUGUCAUUAAAAGCAGAUCCUGGGUCUGCUCCACCCACAGGCACGGCCCAGUGGGGUGGCUCCACCUCCCCAUGUGCCCAAGGAUGCGCCUCUCUGGAGUUCACAUGCUGCACCCCCAGAGAGGGGCCUGGGGAGAGCUGAUCUGGCAGCAGGGGUGGAGGCUGGGGCCACGCUGCAGGACAGCAGCCCCUCCACCUGGACCAGGGAGGGCCUCCGUGUGCAAGCACAGAGGAAGAGGCCUUCCCAUGUAUGCAAAGGGCGGCCCCAGGCUGUCUGGAAGUUGGUGAGUUCCCUAUCAGCACAGGGAUCUCAGCUCUGGCCUGGAUGUGAGGAGACCUGCCUUGUAGGUGGCUUCCUUAUCGGGGCCUCCAUUUUCUAUCUGCACUUUUUGAUUUCCAAAAAACCUUCAGCCAAAGAAUCUGUCUACCAACUCCUCACAGUGAGCCAGAAGCAGCCUCAUAACCCUGAAUGUGGGGCACCGGCGGCUGUCACGAAGCAGAGUUGGCACAUAACAUGGAACCUGGCCAGGCACGGUGGCUCACGCCUGUAAUCCCAGCACUUUGGGAGGCCAAGACGGGCAGAUCACCUGAAGUCAGGAGUUCAAGACCAUCCUGGCCAACACAGUGAAACCCCGUCUGUACUAAAAAUACAAGAUUACCUGGGCAUGGUGGUGCAUGCCUGUAAUCCCAGCUACUCAGGAGGCUAAGGCAGAAUUGCUUGAUUCUGGGAGGUGGAGGUUGCAAUAAGCGGAGAUCACACCAUUGCAUUUCAGCCUGGGCGACAAGAGCAGAACUGUUGUCUCAACAAAACGAAAUUAUGAAACCUGUUUGCUAUCCUAGUAUUUACUUAACAGUUCCUUCUUAACAUCAAAGAUGGUCUUCUAGGCAAUUGUAAAUUUUAAAUUAGCCAGUUAUUUUGACAAGUAAUUUUUUACUCCACCUGUAUUUUUAGUGCCCAGCCAAUGAUCUGGCAUAGUUAGGUGUGCACCAAGAAUGUCUGUAAACUACCUGAAGGUUUGUAGAUAUGGAAUACACCUUACCCAUUAAUCAAGCUGUGCACAGCAGGAACCAACAGGAGCUGUGAUCCUCCUGGUUCAUACAGAACAAUGGAAAAACAUAAGGCUUUGUCUACCUAGUUGGCCAUCAGACUUUCAGCAACUUUGUCAUUCAGAUAGUCACCAAAUGAAAUAAAAUAGAAAAAUCCCUUGAGCAAUGAAACGAUUGUGAAUGAACACAAACCCCAUGAGUUUAAUCCUUGAGUUAUCUGUUUGUGAGCCAAGCAUGUGCAUUUGCAGCAGGUGGCCCAGGCCGGCAGCACAGAUACCGCCAUUUCCCUUUUCUUUGCUUAGGGCAUGGCCUGUUGCACCAGAUGAGGGUUGGAAGGAUGACAGUGGUGGUCAUUUCAGAUCUACUGACAGCAAUGAGAAAUCAAUGACAGUUGACAGGAAGAGAGGACACACACAACAGGCGAAGGAGGAACGCCCAGCAGUCUUGGUCCUUGCAGUGCAAUACUGGCCUUGAGGCCAAGUCAGCAGGGGAUUCGUAGUCACUAACUUCUAACUGAGGCAGGGAAGUAACAUGUUCUGGAAAAGGUCCAAAGAAACAGGAAUAGAGGCAGUGUAGCAAGAGGUAGAUUUUUGGUGCCAAAUAAGAUUUGAAUCCUGGUUCUGCUUCCACCUUUGUAGAGUAUGAUAUUGGUUCUUCCCUCCCAAAGUUAUUAUAAAGAUUAAAAAUAUGUACAUAAAUCUUUAGGAUGUCUGACAUAUAAAUGCUUAACAAUAGGUACCUGCUGGUAUUAUUACAAAUGAAUUUGCUUAUUUUUGAGCCACUUCUAUGUCGUCCAUUAAACCAAAAUGUGUUCUGCA
Molecule: messenger RNA, 4807 nt
Organism: Piliocolobus tephrosceles (Ugandan red Colobus)
Lineage: Eukaryota; Metazoa; Chordata; Mammalia; Primates; Cercopithecidae
Gene: BMP8B
Product: bone morphogenetic protein 8b
Exons: 7
Coding region: 356-1564 (402 amino acids)
Cellular component (GO): extracellular region
Molecular function (GO): cytokine activity; growth factor activity
Source: RefSeq, a predicted model, not a curated record